AUGGAUGGCAACGCUCAGUCGGUGCCUCACCAGGCUGGUCCUUCGCCCUCGUUCUCGUCUGAAGAUCCUGCCUCGCGAUGGGAUGGGGGCCGCUCUCCUCUGCCUGCAGCAACAGCGUCGGCGUCAGGAUCAGCGCCGCUGCAUCAUCAACCUUCGCUGGCUACCACUCGAUCUGCCAGCUCUGCAUCGUCUUCCUCUCAUCGCAGCUUGCCCAACAGUGCAGCACCAAGAACAGCAUCAGCAUCCUCUUCGUCAUCUGCCCGUGCUUCAGCCUCGCCUUCGCGCCAGCAGCCAUUCUACUCCGAUACUGUGCAGAGCCCAAAGACGCGCACGCACCAAAAGGCGGCGAAACGGCUCCCCGUCUACGUCCGCAUCGUGCCCAAGGACAUUUGGCUGCGCAUCCACGUCAGCCCCAGUCAGACGAUCGGCUCGAUCAAAGAUGCUGCGCUCUAUGCAGCCAAUGCGCCCGAUCAGGAUCCUUCGCUCUCGUACCGCUUCUACCAGGAUGCUGUCAAUGCAUCGGCGCAUGCAAAGAUCGCGCCCGUCGCAGGCCACGAUAAAGUGGUCAAGCAUCGCACAUAUGCCUUACCCAGAUCGUUCCUCUGUCCUCCGCCGGAUCUCACCGAUGUCGUAGCCUCGGUCAGCGCGUCUCUUGCGCACACGGGUCGGUCGAGCAAGUCUGCACGCAGCAGUUUCAGCCGGCAGUCGAGAGCUUCCCACGCUGCACCACCACCGCCGGUCCCGCCACUGCCGACUUUUGACAACGCAUACAGUCCACGACAGGCGCAGCAAGCGUUGUCGUCUGCCUCGGCAUCACAGCAGACGCUGCAGUAUGGAUCCGCUUCGCCGCAUUCACGCACUGCUGCCUCGCCUGCUCUUCCUCUGACGAGCACCUUUGGAACGGGUGGUGGCAGCAGCUCGUCAGCAAAGCCGGUCAGCGACGAUGCCUUUGGCUCUUCAUCGGCACACUUCAUUCGUCAGAUUUCGAACUCGACGCUUGCGACCACGCUUGCGACCUCGUCUCCGUCGACGACAUCUGACUGGGAAGCAGCUACGAGCAGCGGAAGCAACAAUGCUGUCCUGGGCUCGGAUGCCAGCGCUGCCUCUGUUACAUCGCUAUCUCAGUCGCAGGCGCAAUCGCAGGCGCAGGCAACCAAUGAGAUCGCUAUCCACCUCGAUGCCUCGUUGAUCACGGGAGAUCGAAUUGCAAAGCUCGAAGAGGAUCUGGCGAGAAGCAGGCUGUCUCAGUGGAUCGCACGUCGAGAUUUUGCAGACACCAAUCCUAGCACUAGCAUGAUUCCGCGAGAGGCGAAUCUAUCAGUGGCGCAGGUACACAACUCGCCUAGAAGUAACACAUCAACGCAUCCGAUCGACCCAAGCGGCAUGUCCAACAACGACCUCGCGCCCUCCCUUGCUGUAACUGCAUCGCCUUCCAACAGUAGCCAUGCGUACGCUGGUACCGCUUCGUCGCCGCGCAGCGAUAGCGUACACACUGCAGCUGCCACUCCGCCGCGGCGUCCAAUCCGCUUGAAUCCAGGCCCAGCCCCAGCCAUCUUCUACACCCAGCCUGGCGCAUGCGACUCGGUCAGCUCGCUCGCGUCGACCGGCUCGCCGUCAUCGGCUGACCUGGUAGGCACCACCGCCGACGAUGAUGCGAUGGUCAUGCAGUGGGGCACACAGGCCGAAGCACCGCUGCUGUCAGAUCCACACCCGAGCCCGCCCCCUUCUUCGGCCGCUGCUGCGUUUGCACCCCUAUCGAGCCCGCUGCAGCCUUCGACGGCCCUGUUGCCGGGCUCGCCGUCGUCGCCGUCUUCGUCGGCGCGGCCACGCAGCAGGACGGUCACUGCUGCAGAUGUGUUGCGAUCGCGUGCGGCGAGGAGGGAGGAAAGGGCGAACCCACCGCCGCUGCCGCCUAUGCCGCACGUGAUAACAUCGCCGGCUCGUAACUCGUCGCUUCCGAGACCAGCAGUGAAGAAGCUGGUGCCCGAGUCGAGUCAACGUCGAGACGGACCUCAGUUCGACUUGUUGGAGCUGCUCAAGGAAUCGCCUCGAGAGGACUUUGACGAUAAUGAUGAUGAUGGCGAUGUCGGCUUUUCUACAGUCAGGCAACGAAGCACGAAGAUGCCGACGCUCGUUACGGCGUUGCGUAAGAAGUCGUUGGAUGGCUCGACGUCUGCAGUGCCACCCGCCAUUGCUACUGCUGCAGAUGAUGGCGACCAGUACAUUGCUGGUAUACGACUGGACGAGAUCUCGCGUGGAUGGAAGGACGCCUCCCAUCCCUUGUCGUCCAAAUACGCGGUGCUGUCCUCUGCCAACGGCUGCGAGUUGGAUGAGUGGAAGACAGUAGCGGCGUCGCUGGUUCGACCGUUUGAGCUGCUCGAGAUGCAGUGGCACAUACCUACUGAACGCGUUUACAUCCCUCCGAUCAGCUUGCACGACACAAUCCGCGUCACUUAUGCUUCGCCAGCAGUCUCAUCAAGUAGCACCAGCAAAGGGCUGUUCAAGCAGACGUGGGGCCAAGAGGCAGAUGCGGGACCGGAUGCCGAUGCUCUGUGUCUCGAGCCGUACUUUGAAGGAUGGGUGUAUGUGCUCAAAGGCGGGGCCGUGGCGGGCAAGACGGACAAGUCUGGGAAAGGAUCGGCGAAGAUGGGCAAAUGGAAGUUGCACUGGAUGACGGUGAAAGGGUGGCGCAUUGAUCUGUACCGCAAGAAGCCGAGGGCGGGCGAAGCCGUGUUGCCUGUAGCUGACCAAGUUUGGUCGCUGCGGUCGGUGAAUUGGGUGGCGGUGGACUCGGAUCAUCCGGUGCCUUCGAAUGCAGCGGUGCCUGGGUUGGAGGCCAUGCCUCGAUGCAGCGUCACUCUGGCUUUCUCGCCGAAAAGUAGUGGAGCAGCGACCCCGCCGAGUUGGAUGACGUCGCCGUCGCCGGGGAGCUUGUCGUCGGGCGAGAUCGGCGCGACGUUGGCAUUACGGUGCAUCUCGCAUUUUGACCAUCGGGCGCUAUCGACACUGCUGCUGCGGGCGUGGUAUCGAGGCAGUGCCAGUGCGACGUCUUGGUCGAGGUCUUCGUCGUCGUCGUCGUCGGAGGGCGUGGACAAUUGGCGUCGCAAAGCUGUGUUUCGCGCGAUUGUGGCCGGACGAGGUGGAACUGUGGCAGCAGGAAGAAUUGGAAAAGAGGGAAGAAGGAACGCCCGAGCGAGGACGAGAUUGCGACCGAGCGGGUGGCCGAAGGAAUGGGAGGAUGCGGAUCAGUGGUCGAGCGAGUCGGAGCGGGAAGAGAUUGCACCGCCGGCCGAGUUGGAGCAUGCACUCUCGCUGCAACAGCAGCAGGCUCGGAGGGAUACAGUGACGCAGGCCAAGGCGGAUCAGAGUGCAGCACAGCGCAGUGGUGGGCGCAAGCAGGAGGUGUUGGCGGGUGGAUUGUACGCUGCCUUGUCUGGGAAGACGAUGACAAGCGACAGUGGCAUGCCGAGCGAGAGUGAAGUUGUUGCCUCGUCGUCGGUGCCGUUCUUCCCAGCCAGUGGGUCGGCGACUGUUCGUCCACGACAUUUGGCGCAAAGCCCGUCUUUGCCGCACUUGGAACCUGGGUUGAUGCUCGGCGGUACGAGCGCGCACUUGAAUAGCAGCCGCAGUCCAGCCACUCGUCGUCGUCGUCAAAGUGGCGGGAGUGGCUCCGCCUCACGCUCGCCUGAUGCUGCGGAUCGCAUUCCCAGCACAAGCUCGUUGCGGUCGCGCUCGUUUACUGGCUCCCAUCCUGACCCUAAACCAGCAGCACGCGGCCGAAGCACACCAGGCCACUCGUCGCACAGCAGUCGGAACGUUUCGCGCGAAGCUUCGCCUCACCCGUCGUCCGGAUCGUCGUCGAGGAAGGGCAGCGCCAGUGGGCUCAGCGGGGCCAACGCGUACAACCUCUCGCCAGCCAUUGUGCCCGGCUUUGUGGAUGUUCUGCCUCCACCGUCGGUGAUGCUGCUGAAGAAGUUCAAGGCGAGUCAGAAGGCUGCGGCUCAAGCUGGGAGUUCAGGGUGGACGGAGAACGAAACACCGUGA
Sporisorium graminicola is the source of this 4044-nucleotide messenger RNA. RefSeq lists its product as uncharacterized. The coding region runs from base 1 to 4044 and encodes 1347 amino acids. The record is from RefSeq and is a predicted model, not a curated record. The transcript has a single exon. Lineage: Eukaryota; Fungi; Basidiomycota; Ustilaginomycetes; Ustilaginales; Ustilaginaceae.